AGCGCAUGUGGAGAACUUCCUGCGAUUCCUCAUAUGGAAGUGGAAUCUCAACGUAAUAAUUAUAUGCACGGUGAAAGUGUCACAAUUAAUUGUAAGGAAGGAUACGUCGCUCAGUUUGUUCGCUUAACGUGUGAUGAGGGAAAAUGGAAUGACAGUGAAACAUCACUCGAAAAAAUCUGUCAACCUAUUCUCAGUCACUGUGCUCCCCCGCCUAAAGUUGCUAAUGCUGUUGUUGUGACUUCACGUCAGAAGGAAUACACGUCUGGCUCUGAAGCAACUUAUCAAUGCCGUGAUCGAUAUACAAUCAAGGGAGUCGCCACAGUUACAUGCAUCAAUGGGACAUGGGGGGAGAGGAACUUUACGUGCACAUCUAAUGGCAAUCCCUGCCCUAACCCACCUGAAGUUGCACAUGCUGUUGUUGACACUUCAGAUCAGACGGAAUACACGUCUGGCUCUAAAGUAACUUAUCAAUGCCGUGAUCAAUAUACAAUGGAGGGAGUCGGCAGAAUUACUUGCAUCAAUGGGCAAUGGGAGGAGGAGAAGUUUACAUGUAGUCCUACACGUACGUACAUCCAAAA
Seriola dumerili (greater amberjack) is the source of this 578-nucleotide messenger RNA. RefSeq names its product complement factor H-related protein 1-like. The annotation marks the transcript as partial. The transcript has 3 exons. Lineage: Eukaryota; Metazoa; Chordata; Actinopteri; Carangiformes; Carangidae. The record is from RefSeq and is a predicted model, not a curated record.